Messenger RNA from Anoplophora glabripennis (Asian longhorned beetle), 2803 nucleotides. RefSeq names its product serrate RNA effector molecule homolog (gene Ars2). NCBI's taxonomy places the organism in Eukaryota, Metazoa, Arthropoda, Insecta, Coleoptera, Cerambycidae. The transcript has 13 exons. The coding region runs from base 113 to 2683 and encodes 856 amino acids. Gene Ontology annotation, cellular component: nuclear body. The record is from RefSeq and is a predicted model, not a curated record. Gene Ontology annotation, biological process: mRNA processing; primary miRNA processing. Gene Ontology annotation, molecular function: nucleic acid binding.
AUGUAAAGCGUUAAACAUUUUUGGUAGCGGAAGCGGCUUCUCUAUACUGGAAAGUUAAUGUUAUUUAUGAAUAAUUUUUGAAAAAUCUCCCGAACAAAUCUGAAACUGGAAAAUGGCAGACAGUGAUGAUGAGUAUGACCGAAAACGCCGGGACAAAUUUCGUGGAGAAAGGGCGGAAGCAAGUUAUAGAGGCACCGAAAGAGUUGCGAGACCAAGGGAUGAUUGGGCAGAAAGGGAUUCCUGGUCACGCCCUAGGCCACGGGAGUAUAGACCUGGAGUAAGAGAUAGAGGUUAUUCCCCAAGUCUGGAGCCUCAACCAAAAAGGAUUCGACAUGAUUAUUAUGGCGAUAAUUAUUAUAAUCACUACAAUUCAUAUCAUCAACCAGCUCACAGAGGUUAUUUCUUCAGAGAUCCCCCGUCCUCCUCGCAAAUCGAGGGCCAACAGCCCCCCAUGAUGUCCUUUAAGGCCUUCCUGGCCACCCAGGACGAUAACAUUUCCGACAGCGAGGCCAUUGAAAAAUAUAACGAUUACAAACUGGAGUUUCAGAGGCAGCAACUUAACGAAUUCUUUGUUGCCCAUAAAGAUGACGAAUGGUUCCGCCUCAAGUACCACCCGGAAGAUUCCGUAAGGAGGAAGGAUGAACAAGCGGCAGCGCUGAAGAAAAGAGUGGAGGUAUUCUUGGACCUGCUGAGGAACGGAAAAAUCGGAAACAUUUCCGUGGAUUGCGCGAAAACCAACGAGUUGUUGAAACUUCUCGACACAGUCGUGAUUAAACUAGAGGGCGGCACCGACGAGGACUUGGCUCUGCUGGAGCAGGAAUACGAAGAAAUGGAACAAAAGUAUAGGGAACAGAAGGCUAAAGAAGCGGAGGCCGAGAAAGCCAAGGAGGCCAGAGAGGCGGAGGCGAAUAUCAAGAAGGAAGAAGGCGAGCUCGACUCUGAAAAGACCAAGCAGGGAGAAGAGAACAAGCAAAACGGCGAGGUCGACGAUUCGAAAGAAGAGGCCGGGGAAAUCACUAACGACAAAGACGAGGAGCCUGAGAAGGAAAACGAGGAGGAGAAGAAAGACGAGGAGAAGCCUGUAGAAGAGAAGGAGGCUGAGGAGGAGGAAGAAGGAGAAGAGCCUAAGGAGAAGGAGGACGAAAGUAAGGAAGCCGAGGAGAACGAAAAAGAUGAGAAAAUGGAGGUGGAGGAGAAGAAAUCCGAGGAAGAAGAGGGCGAGGCUAAAGAGAAGAAAAGGAAAAGGUCGUACUCGGGCAGCAGCAGCGGCUCCUCGAGCAGCAGCAGCGACAGCGAGGAGGAGGCCGAGAAGAAAGACAAAGACGAGAAGGAGACGGAGAAAGAGCCCGUCGAGAAGAAGGAAGAGGACGUCCACUCGGUGGACGAGGACGUCGCCAAACCGGAAAAGCCCAAGUCCCUCCACAAGACCACCUCCAUAUUCCUCCGUAACCUGGCUCCCACCAUCACCAAGCAGGAGGUCGAGGCGAUGUGUUCGAGAUACGACGGCUUCCUCCGCGUCGCCCUGGCCGAUCCGCAGCCGGAGAGACGUUGGUUGCGCAGGGGAUGGGUGACGUUCAAGAGAGACGCCAACAUCAAGGAGAUAUGCUGGAACCUGAACAAUAUCAGGUUGAGGGAGUGCGAGCUGGGGGCGAUAGUGAACAGGGAUUUGAGUCGACGUAUCAGGCCGGUGAACGGCAUAAUGGCCCACAAGCAGGUGGUUCGGUCGGAUAUUAGGAUAUCCGCUAGGGUGGCGUUGCACUUGGACAACAGAGCCGGGUUGUGGCUGGACCAGGACGAUAAGAAAGACAAGCCGCAGCAGACGUUCGGUCUGGUGUCGAACAAUCCCGUUCUACACAACAUCACCGACUACCUCAUAGAGGAGGCCAGCGCGGAAGAAGAGGAACUGUUGGGCAUAGAGCACGCCGUUGAAUCUCAGGAUGCGAUAACGACAGUCGAGAGGGACGAGAGUUUGAUAUCGGUACUCGAUCGUAUAAUUCUCUACCUGAGAGUUGUACAUUCGGUCGACUACUACAACCACUGCGAGUACCCCAACGAGGACGAGAUGCCCAACAGGUGCGGGAUCCUUCACGCGAGAGGGCCUCCGCCGACUUCGAAGACGGACAUGACGCAAUUCAUAGGCGCUCCGAUAGAGACGAAGAUGGCCAGUUUCCUGCCAGAAAAGCCGAAGGAGGACAAGGACAAGAACGAAUCGAAGCUGAUCAGUUUAUCGUUGAAGGACGUCGAUACGGAAAUCGACAAAUUCGUUCAGGCCAACACCAGGGAAUUGGCCAAGGACAAGUGGUUGUGUCCUCUGUCGGGGAAGAAAUUUAAAGGUCCGGACUUUGUGAGGAAGCACAUAUUCAACAAGCACGGCGAAAAGAUCGAGGAGGUGAAGAAGGAAGUGGAGUUCUUCAACAACUACCUGCGGGACCCGAAGAGGCCGAUGUUGGCGGAGGCGCCGCAGCCGAAACGCGAGGAGACGCCAACGUUUAGUCAUCCGAGCAGUUACGGUGCAGGUUACGGGGCGCCGGGUUACGGUAGGCCGCCGCCGUAUUACAACCAAAGCUUCGCCCCAAGGUCAAGAGGAUACCAGCAAAGGACAAGAGGUGGUCCCACGGAUUUCAGGCCCGUUAUACAUUACAGGGACCUGGACGCGCCCCGAGAACCAGAAGAAUUUAUUUAGCAAUUAGAAUAUUACUACUAUUUGUAUGGUGACAGUGUUUAUUAAUUUUAAAUUAAUUUUCUGUAGCGUUAAAAGAUUUUUUAUUUCAGCUUUACGAUUAAAUAAAGCUAUACAAAUUUA